Molecule: messenger RNA, 813 nt
Organism: Colletotrichum spaethianum
Lineage: Eukaryota; Fungi; Ascomycota; Sordariomycetes; Glomerellales; Glomerellaceae
Product: satratoxin biosynthesis SC1 cluster protein 4
Exons: 1
Coding region: 1-813 (270 amino acids)
Source: RefSeq, a predicted model, not a curated record
AUGCCUUCGACCCGCAAUGCCGCUUCCGAAGUCCCGGACAUGAACCUCUAUAAACUAACCCGGGUUCACCGUACGCUUGAAAAGUUAAAAGACAAGCCAGAAUGGACAGCGGAUGACACCAAGACUUUUGACUGCAUGCACUAUCUGGGCGAUGCAGCAAUUGAGAGCGCCGCCAAGGAAUUGGGGCUCAGAGCCGGCGAGAAGGUCCUUGAUAUCGGAUCCGGCUUUGGCGGGACAGGCAGAUAUCUCUACCGACAUUACAAUGUUGCAACCAUCGGCAUCGAAUUGCAGAGGGAUAUUCACGACAUUGCGCAGGCUAUCAACGAGAGAUCCGGGGCUGCGGACAGGGCAACGUCCAUCAACGGCAACUUCCUUGAGCUUGACCCCAGUCUAAUGGGCGCACCUGUGAACCACAUUGUCUCUUUCCUCUGCAUCUUGCACAUCCCAGAGCGAAAGGCCCUUUUCAAGAAAGCGUGCGACGUCCUGGAGCCAGGAGGAAGAUUAUAUAUUGAAGACUUCUUUGCGCGUACAGCUCUUGAUAGCAAGACGCUUGAGGUACUUAGAGGUUCGGUCUCGUGUCCCUAUCUUCCUGAAAAGAGUCAUUACAUGGAAGAGCUCGAGAAAGCCGGCUUCGAGAUCAUCAACUGGGCAGACAUGUCAGACACAUGGACAGAGUUUGUGCACCGUCGUGCUCAAGAGUACAAGAAGAACCCUACUGUAGAUGCGGACUUAACAACAUUCUACGACGCCGUGGAUGAAGUGUUUAGCGGAGGCCAGGUCGGUGGAACAAGGAUUACCUGUCAAAAGAAGUGA